AUGUCGGUUCAUUCGUGGAGGCCAACCGCCUUUGGCCAUGAUAUGAGAGAAUACAUUUCCUUUGCACUUGGAUAUCGAAAUAUGAACCAUGGCUCGUUCGGAACAUCACCUCGUGCUAUCCGCGACAUAGCAAAUGAUAUAAGAGAGGAGUGCGAGACCAAUCCAUUUCCCUUCAUCAAAUACCGAUUCCCAAAGUUACUGGACAAAUCUCGGGCUGUUAUAAGCAAAUUCCUUUCCGUUCCAGAAUCCACCAUCGUCUUUGUUCCAAAUGCCACGACGGGUGUCAACACAGUGCUGCAAAACCUCUUGUGGAACGACGAUGGAAAGGAUGAGAUCCUUCAAUUAGAUGUGAUAUACGGUGCAUGUAGGAAAAUGGCCAACUAUAUCUGUGAAUCCAACCAGGACAAGGUUCGCACACGGGAAGUCGAGUUCACCUACCCACUUGAACCGUCUGAAAUGGUUUCAGUAUUCAAAGACGCUAUUUCAAACUCCAAAGCAGAGGGAUAUCGUCCACGAGUUGCUAUUUUCGACACUAUCUCUUCAAAUCCUGGUCUUCGGCUCCCAUUCGAGGCACUGGCAGCGGCUUGUCGCUCGGAGGGCAUACUGAGUUUGGUCGAUGCUGCACAUGGAAUUGGUCAAAUAGAUCUUAACAUAUCAUCAUGGGAUCCGGACUUUCUGGUCACCAAUUGCCAUAAGUGGCUGUUUACUCCACGGGCAUGUGCUGUUUUCUAUGUCCCCGAGCGAAAUCAAGGCCUUAUCCGGAGUACACUGCCAACAAGUCACGGGUUUCUUCCACGUUGCAUUGAAAAUGGUCAUAGUAAUGAGCUACAAAAUCAACUGGCAAGACAAUCGCAGUUCGUUUCCAAUUUCGAGUUCGUGGGUACAGCCGACAACACUGCGUUUUUGACAGUCGGAGAAGCCAUCCAGUGGCGCGAGGAAGUAUGUGGCGGGGAAAGAAAAAUACAAGAUUAUUGUAUUAAUCUUGCUCGCAGAGGUGGUCAGAGGGUAGCAGACAUAUUGGGGACCAAAAUUCUUGACAAUGCCAGUCACAGCUUCACUGACUGUUGUAUGGUUAACAUUCUUCUUCCACUGCAGAAACCUACAGAUGGGAAAGGAUGCCUUGUUAAAGGCAAGGAGGGCACUGAGACCAUCUUAGAGUGGAUGCAACGGGCUAUGAUCAAGAGUUGGAAUACGUUCAUUCCUGUCUUCCCAUUCAAGGGCUGUUGGUGGGUCCGCCUUAGUGGGCAGAUAUACCUUGAUGACAGUGACUUUGAAUGGGCUGGCUGGACACUGAAGGCGCUCUGCGAGCAGAUUGAGAAAGAAGAAUUCAUAUAG
Messenger RNA from Penicillium odoratum, 1335 nucleotides. Its product is annotated as Pyridoxal phosphate-dependent transferase major region subdomain 1. The record is from RefSeq and is a predicted model, not a curated record. The transcript is spliced from 2 exons. The coding region runs from base 1 to 1335 and encodes 444 amino acids. Lineage: Eukaryota; Fungi; Ascomycota; Eurotiomycetes; Eurotiales; Aspergillaceae.